Molecule: messenger RNA, 2802 nt
Organism: Nerophis lumbriciformis (worm pipefish)
Lineage: Eukaryota; Metazoa; Chordata; Actinopteri; Syngnathiformes; Syngnathidae
Source: RefSeq, a predicted model, not a curated record
AUGAGGAUGAUAACCUUUUUAGUGGUGGGACUGACAGUCCAUGUAGUGUUCUUCCUUUCCAUCUUUGAUAUCUACUUCACCUCCCCUUUGGUCCAUGGCAUGACACCCAAGGCCACACCCCUAACUCCACCUGCCUCCAGACUGGUGCUAAUCGUUGCUGAUGGCCUGAGAGCAGACAGCCUCUUCACCUUGCUUCCUAAUGGCUCAUCCAUGGCGCCCUACUUGAGGAGUGUCAUUGAGGAGAUGGGUACCUGGGGUGUCUCCCACACACGUGUUCCCACUGAGUCUCGCCCAGGUCAUGUUGCUGUUAUUGCUGGCUUCUACGAGGAUGUUAGUGCUGUUGCUAAAGGUUGGAAGGAGAAUCCUGUGGAGUUUGACUCUGUGUUUAAUGAGAGCAGAAAUACUUGGUGCUGGGGAAGCCCUGAUAUUCUGCCUAUGUUUGCUAAAGGUGCAAGUGGAGACCACGUCUACACACAUACUUAUCCAGCAACAGAAGAGGACUUUGCCUCCACAGACGCUUCAAUGCUAGACACCUGGGUCUUUACGCAAGUAAAAUCGUUUUUACAAUCAGCAAAGUCAAACUCCACUUUGAUGGCUGACCUCCUUAAGGAUAAGAAUGUUUUCUUUCUGCAUCUAUUGGGUCUGGACACAAAUGGACACGCUCACAGACCAAUGUCACAGGAGUACAUCAACAAUAUUGGCCUAGUGGACACUGGUGUAUCUGAACUGGUGUCUAUAAUUGGAGACUUCUUCAAUAAUGACUGCAGAACAGCCUUUGUUUUCACUUCCGAUCACGGCAUGACCAAUUGGGGUUCUCAUGGUGCUGGCCACCCCUCAGAGACACUCACACCUUUUGUUGCGUGGGGAGCUGGAAUACAAAGACCCCAAAAAGUGACAGAAGAUCAGUUUUUCCCAGACAACUACUUGCAAGACUGGAAACUGGAGCACCUCAGAAGAGUUGAUCUCAGCCAGGCUGACAUUGCACCUCUGAUGUCCUCUCUAAUUGGCGUUCCUAUUCCUGUCAACUCUGUUGGAAUAUUACCUCUUCUUUACCUGAACAACAGUGAUCAGUUCAAGGCAGAGGCUAUGUACACUAAUGCUAUUCAAAUAUUGGAUCAGUUUAAGAUGAAAAUGAGGCAGAAAAAAGAAACAACACUAUCGUGUCUCUUUACCCCAUACAAACAGCUGACAGAGCCUAAGCAAGCAGAGUUCGUUAAGAAAGCAAGAACGCUAAUUCAAAUGGAGAAGUAUGAAGAUGCGAUCUCGCUCUGCCAGGCUCUGAUAUCCUCUGCCCUUGAAGGCUUAGUUUACUACCACACCUAUGACAGGUUUUUCUUGGGUUGCAGCGUGGUGCUUGGAUUCCUAGGCUGGACCUCAUAUGUUGUCCUCGUUAUUUUGAAGACUCAUACGAGCCUUAACACGCAAACAGACAUCCUUCAACGGAAAUUUGAUCACACACUAGUGAGGCUGUGUUGGUGUGUUGCAGUGGUAAUAUGUAUGUUCCUGUUCAUCCAGAGGAGUCCGCUCACAUAUUAUGUUUACUGCCUGCUGCCUGUUCCCAUAUGGUACUCGGUUCUUAAAGAGUCCAACAUUGUAACAGACUUGAUUCACUCAGCUCCUUGCCUGCCGUUAUGGAAAUGCUUUGGUUACUUUGUGCUGGUAGCAUUUGGAGUUGAACUACUGGUGGUGAGUUUUUUUUAUCGAGCCAUGCUGACGGUGGUUCUGGCUGUCCUUUCGAUCUGGCCGAUGUUGUCAGGUCUUUUUGAAAAAGCUAAGUGCCAUUCGGUGAGCUGGUUUUUAGGCUGCCUCUUUUUGGCUGUUUUCCCCCUGAUGCCUGUUGUGGGUAGAGAGCCCAACUUAAAUCUGGUCAUGUGUGCAGGUGUGCUCACCCUCUUUAUAUCAGCCUGUUUCCUCUGGUAUUCAUGGAACAGGACAUCACUGCACCAUAGUGAUAAAAAGCAGUUCGUCAUGCAGCUGCUGCAUGUGGCCAUUUGUGCAUGCGUGCCUUUCCUCACCCACUCCAGCCUGCAGCAGAAACGGGGUCUGCCUCUUCACAAUCAGAUCAUUAGUUGGGUCACAUUAGCAUCUUCCAUAUUUGUUCCGUUGAUGAGCUCGACACGCCUGUUUCAUCGCCUGCUCAGCAUAUUCCUCUCACUGACGGCCACGUACUUUCUGCUUAGUACAGGGACUGAGGCUUUGUUCCCUCCCGUGUUAUCUUGGUUGAUGUUUGUUUGGAUCAACAUUGAGCAAGAAGCUAUGAUCGCGCAGGGCAUCUCUGGAAGGCAACAGCUCUCCGCUAUUGAUUUCUCCGCCAACAUUGACAUCUCUAAGAUUCGUCAGCUCAAGUUGGACGACAUCCGACGAUCGUAUUUCUUUUUUUUUUUCAUUAUAACAGCUUUUUUUGGCACAGGAAAUAUCGCCUCCAUUAACAGUUUUGAUCCGGCAUCCGUGUAUUGUUUCCUCACAGUCUUCAACCCGUUCAUCAUGGGAGGGUUAAUGAUGUGGAAGAUCAUUAUUCCAUUCAUUGUUGUCAUGUGCACUUUUGAGACCAUCCAAGUGACAACGCAGCUCUCAUCAAGAAGCUUGUUUCUGAUCGUCUUGGUCAUCUCUGACGUGAUGGCUCUGCACUUUUUCUUCCUAGUGCAGGACUAUGGCACGUGGUUGGACAUUGGCACGAGCAUCAGCCACUAUGUGAUCGUGAUGUCAAUGACCAUCUUCCUGAUGUUGCUCAGUGUUGUCACGCACAUCCUCACCUCACAAAGACUCGUUCUGUGGCGAAGACGCAAGAUGCACUUUACAUGA